UUUGGAUGGUUAUUUUUUUAUUUUUUUUUUUCGCUUUGUUAUUUUUCUGUUCUUUUUAUCUUCCUUGUUUUUUCAUAUUGAAUAUGAGAAAAAUGGGUUUUAUGUAUGUAUAGUUGAAGAUUGAGUUUGUUUUGGAUUUUGGAAAAUGAUUUUUGGUGUAGACCAUUAAUCCCCUUUUGACCUUUUGUUUAAUCUGUUAGUGGGAAAAGUUUUUUUUUCCGAUUCUCUUCUUGACUUUAUUUCUUUGCUUCUUGCUGAAGAAUUCCUUGUUGGUAAUUAAUGUCUUUUUAUUUUUUUGUUAUUGAAGUACUUAAUUGUUUGCUUUUAAAAGGAGUUGGUUUUGUUUUAAGCAUCUUGUUUUGAAGAGUUCUCUUGGGUUCUUCAGUAAUGAUCAAAAAGAAAAAGAAAAAGAAAAGGAAAAUAUUGAUUCUUGAAUAGAUUUUCUCCUUUUCUUUGUCAGAGAAUGAAAUUUGCAAUUGAGAGAAGUAUUACAGUAGGUUGCCUAAGUCAUAGUCUUUCUCCUUCCUUUUUCUAUUUUUCCAUUUUGGUACAAAAACAAUAUAGGCAGCCUAAUCCCGCAAGUAGGGUCUUGGAGGAUAUCAGAGAGGGUGCUUCCAAUAAACCUUCAGUUCAAAGAAAGCAUGGUCACAGCAGAAUAUUAUUUUUCCAUUUUGUGGAUCCCGAGAUGAAAGUAUGUGUUCUCGACUGCAGCUGUUGAAAAGCAUUUUUUAUUCAACUGUAGCAUCAGCUUUUGUAUUAGUUGGAUCACUACCAUGAACAUGAAUCAUCUGACUGUUGAAACUGAAGAUUCUUUUGUUAGCUUGCUUGAACUAGCGGCCAACAAUGACAUAGUAGCAUUUAAGAGAUUGAUGGAGCAUGAUCUAUCCGGUAUUCAUGAGGUUGGACUGUGGUAUGGGCGCCAAAAGGGCUCAAGGCAAAUGGUUUUGGAGCAUAGAACUCCUUUGCUGGUCGCUGCUACAUAUGGCAGUAUCGAUGUUCUGAAACUGAUUCUGUCUUUACCUGAAGUUGAUGUGAAUCAAUCAUGUGGCCGAGAUAAAAGCACUGCUCUUCACUGUGCUGCGUCUGGUGGGUCUCGGAAUGCUGUUGAUGCUGUCAAAAUGCUGUUAGAAGCUGGUGCUGAUCCAAACUCUGAAGAUGCCAAUGGCCAUCGCCCUCAGGAUGUCAUUGUUGUAUCUCCAAAGUUUCACUCAACAGAAACAUCCCUGGAGAGCCUUCUUAAAAGUGAUACAACGGGAAAGUGUAGCCUAAGGUUGUCAACAGCCACUUCGAACUCAAAUUCUCCACCACUUUCGCCUUCCCCUGGAAAUAGAUCACCUUCUUCUACUUCAGACUCGACUUCUUCCCCAAAGAGUGCAAAGUCUGAUGACCUCCCUGUGUCUUCUGCAUCUGAGAAGAAAGAGUACCCCAUUGACCCCUCCUUGCCUGACAUUAAAAACAGCAUCUACUCUACAGAUGAAUUCAGAAUGUUCUCGUUUAAGAUCAGACCUUGUUCUCGUGCAUAUUCUCAUGAUUGGACUGAAUGCCCAUUUGUCCAUCCUGGUGAAAAUGCUCGAAGAAGGGAUCCAAGAAAAUAUCACUACAGCUGUGUACCUUGCCCUGAGUUCCGUAAGGGAGCUUGCCAACGAGGGGACAUGUGCGAAUAUGCUCACGGGGUAUUUGAGUGUUGGCUGCAUCCUGCUCAGUACAGAACCCGACUUUGCAAAGAUGGUACAAAGUGCAAUAGAAGAGUUUGCUUCUUUGCCCACACACAGGAAGAACUCAGACCCCUGUAUGUCUCUACUGGUUCCGCUGUUCCCUCGCCUCGCUCGAACACCUCUGCUGCCAAUGCCAUGGAUUUUGCAGCAGCUAUGGGCCUUAUUCCAGGUUCUCCUUCGUCGGUCCGUGUCAUGUCCCCAUUACCUUUCACUCCUCCGAUGUCUCCCUCUGCUAACGGCGUCUCAAACAUGAGUUGGCCUCAACCAAAUGUUCCAGCAUUGCAUCUUCCUUGCAGCAAUUUCCAGUCCAGUCGCUUGAGGUCAUCACUACAUGCAAGAGACAUCCGUGCUGAAGACUUAAACUUUGAUAUGCAACAACAACAGCAGUUUAUAAAUGAAUUCCCCUGCCUAUCACAGUCCAGUGUGAAUGCUAAUUCUUUGAACCGUUUAGCUCAUCCUAAGACCCUAACUCCUUCAAAUCUUGAGGAUUUAUUUUCUGCAGAAUCUCCUAGAUAUUCUGAUCAGGCAUUAGCUCAAGCAGUUUUCUCCCCUACCCACAAGUCUGCAGUUCUCAAUCAAUUCCAGCAGCCGCAGCAGAGCAUGUUAUCUCCCAUUAAUACAAAAUUCUCACCAAAAAAUGUUGAUAAUCCUCUAUUGCAGGCUUCUUUCGGGGUUCAAACACCGGGAAGGAUGUCACCCCGAGGAAUGGAGCCAAUAUCACCUAUGAGUUCCCGUGUGUCUACGCUUUCUCAACGUGAGAAGCAGCAGCAAUUUAGGAGUCUUAGCUCUCGUGAUCUUGGCUCCAUAGCUUCUGCUGUUGUUGGCUCUCCAGUAGAUACUUGGUCGAAGUGGGGUUCCUCUACCGGAAAUGCAGAUUGGGCUGUCACUACUGAGGAGUUUGGUAGGUUAAAGAGAUCAUCGUCAUUUGAGCUUGCUAACAAUGGAGAAGAGCCUGAUAUCUCGUGGGUUCAAUCUCUUGUCAAAGAAUCACCACAGGAGUUGAAAGACAAAGCUGCAUCUCGUGUCUUAGGUCUCGCAGGCUCUACUGCAGAUCUCGCUGAAGAUUCGACUUCGAAUUCCCAGAUUGAACAAUUUGAUCAAUUGAAUGCAUGGAUGGAGCAAAUGAAGCUUGAUAAGCUAAUGGCUCAGUAAAAAUAUCCUUAUUUUCAUUUUGCCGGGCCUUGGCGUUUUCAUAACAUAAGAUUUUGGUAAAGAGUAACCUUUUUACAUUUGUCUCCGUGUGAUGUAUAGGUUACGGGUUCGAGCCGUGGAAGCAGCCACUAAUGCUUGCAUUAGAGUAGACUGUCUACAUCACACCCUCUUGGAGUGCGGCCUUUCCCCGGACCCUGUGUGAACGCGGAUGCCGUUUUAGUAAUCUGUCUACAUUCUUAUGAUUUCUUCAUGCUGGCUUCUGAGCAGGUCAACUGUAAGCAGAGAAGAAGCCAGCAAAGGAGCUCCAAAAUUCUGAAAAAUAUUAUUUUUCUUUAUUAUUUAAAUUAAUUAUUUAUAUCAGGUAGUAGAAGAAUGGGUUAUUGAGAAAUGAGACCCGGUGCAGGUGAUGUUUCUUCAAUAUUAUUGUGUAGUCUCUUAGUCAAAAAAGUUUUUACCUUGAUUUAAGUAGACUGAUAUUUCAUUGUACUGAAAAAGGGAUUAUCAGCAUUUGUGACAAUUCAGCAUUGAUAUGAAGUUAUUUCAUUUUCAAGAUUGUUAA
Messenger RNA from Nicotiana tabacum (common tobacco), 3426 nucleotides. Its product is annotated as zinc finger CCCH domain-containing protein 30. Lineage: Eukaryota; Viridiplantae; Streptophyta; Magnoliopsida; Solanales; Solanaceae. Gene Ontology annotation, molecular function: metal ion binding; protein binding. The record is from RefSeq and is a predicted model, not a curated record.